This is a messenger RNA of Oxyura jamaicensis (ruddy duck), 1465 nucleotides long. It is a transcript of the gene SIRT4, whose product is annotated as sirtuin 4. The record is from RefSeq and is a predicted model, not a curated record. NCBI's taxonomy places the organism in Eukaryota, Metazoa, Chordata, Aves, Anseriformes, Anatidae. Bases 275 to 1222 code for a protein of 315 amino acids. Gene Ontology annotation, molecular function: NAD+ binding; NAD-dependent protein lysine deacetylase activity. The transcript has 6 exons.
CAGGAAGGUGGCUGAUUUUUUCCCUUGAAGCAUGGGAGUUGUAGUGUUUGCUCGGGCUUGGCCUCCGUGCGAACUACAUUUCCCAGCAAACUCCUCUUCCGCAGGCGUCCGGAGGUCAGUCGGGCAGUGCUAUGACAGAACAGGCUCGGGGGGCGCGGCUCUGGAUUUCUGGCCUGUAGAAAGCUCUGUCCUCUGCCUACACUGUCUGCUCUCCUCCUGCGGAGCUUUUGGAUGCGUGUUAGAAAACAAACCCUAGCCUUGGACCUUGCUCAGCAUGUUUUCUGCCAGGAGGUUGUCAGGGGGUUGCAGAGCCAUCAGACUCCAUCACCUCAGACACCACUCCGUGUCCAGGACCUCUCCAAACUUGGCUUUCGUGCCAGCCUGUCUUCCCCCAGAUCCUGUGGAAGUAGAGGAGCUGCAGCGUUUUGUUUCCAACUCCAAGAAGCUCUUUGUAAUGACCGGGGCUGGAAUCUCGACUGAAUCGGGGAUCCCAGAUUACCGCUCCGAAGGAGUGGGGCUCUACGCCAGGACAGACAGGCGGCCCAUCCAGCACGCCGAGUUUGUUCGUAGCGCCAGCGCCCGGCAGCGCUACUGGGCAAGGAACUUCGUGGGCUGGCCUCAGUUCUCCUCCCACCAGCCCAACACAGCGCACCUGGUACUGAGAGACUGGGAGAAACUGGGAAGGCUUCACUGGCUGGUGACCCAGAACGUGGACGCCCUUCACACCAAAGCUGGGAGCCAGCGCCUGACAGAACUGCACGGGUGCACACACAGGGUUUUUUGUCUGGGCUGUGGAGAUCAGACCUCGCGCUCUGAGCUUCAGGAGCAUUUUGAAGCUCUGAAUCCUACCUGGAAGGCUGAAGCACUCGGUGUGGCUCCGGAUGGGGACGUCUUCCUGACGGAUGAGCAGGUGCGCAAUUUCCAAGUUCCAGCUUGCAGUAAAUGUGGUGGCAUCCUGAAGCCUGACGUGACAUUCUUUGGAGACACGGUGAGCCGGGAAAAGGUGGAUUUUGUGCACCAACGCCUGGCAGAGUCAGACUCCAUGCUGGUGGCAGGAUCCUCUAUGCAGGUAUACUCUGGUUACAGGUUUGCUCUUGCUGCCCGGGAGAAGCAGCUGCCCAUUGCAGUCCUUAACAUUGGGCCCACAAGGUUAGACCACUUUGCAUCCUUAAAACUGAAUUCCCGCUGUGGAGAGCUGCUGCCUCUGAUUGUUGCACACUGACCCAGCAAGCUGAGCAUCAGUAGCUAUCAGGAGUAAAAAUAUUUCUCCAAGGACUUACCAUCUCAAAAGUGGAAAACGUCAAUCUGAGGGGCAUCUGAGAUCCUUAUGUGUGGCCCCUGGUGACACCAGGAGAGGGCAGCAAGGCUCGCACUUGUCGACCUGACCAGUUUGUUCUCUGCAUUGACACCAGCUCCACUUAACCAGGAAGGAGACGGAUGAUGAAAAAAUGUCUUUUCUGCCUUA